CUCCUCCUCACGCGGCAGCCAUCCAGUGCAUCUCCCUGCAUCCCUCCUGACUCAGCCCCCUCUCUCCCUCCUCCCCACGCCUCCUCGGACGUGCCGCCGCUCCAUCAGGCGGAGCUCUUGGUGGAAGAAAUGAGGGACACAACAACAACCAUGGCGAUGGAGCUGUGGACGGACUAACAGCGGUAUACGGGAAGCCGGGCACAGGCUGCAGGCUCUCAGUAUAGAGCUGAAAAACUCAGAGAAAAGGUUAGAGCACAAGAAACCCGAGACGUUGCCUGGCUCCAUGUCUGCCCCUGCCCCGCCCAAUCAGAGGUCUACAUCGGUCUCUCGCCGAUUCAACCCUCUGAAGGUGCUGCAGCCCAAACGUCGCUUGCAGCAAAUACUGGCGUCCUCGCCCGUGCCGGUACCCAAGCCGGCGUCUGGGUCGGGGACUGCUGUGCCAACCGCCACAGCACCAGUGGCCAUUCCUGUGCCCGCGCCCCCUGCGUUUGACUACUGCAGGUUCAUAGAGUUAGACUACGUGCCCAUGGAGUCAAGCUGUAUGGUGUCAAUGCGCCCAACUAAAGGCUAUGUAUCGACCAAGUCACCGACCAAGGGAUACACUUCCACCAAGUCUCCGGAUCGCCACGGUCGUUCAACAAACUCUCCCUCUACCCCUCGCUCCCGGCGCACUCCGGCUGCGGCCAGUAAUAGAGAUCCCUAUGGAAACGCUUCUCUCAGCAGCAGCAGCAACUCAGGCUCAUGUAAAGGCAGUGAAUGCAGCCCAACCAAAGGACGCCAUCAGAAGUACACGUCAUGUACAGACAACCAUGGCAUUCGGCCUCCUCCACCAGAGCAGUACCUCACACCCCUUCAGCAGAAGGAGGUGUGUAUCCGACACCUGCGGGCCAAGCUAAAAGAAACCAUCAACACCCUGCAAGACAGGGACACGGAAAUAGAUGAGUUGAGAGGCCGGCUUUACAGAAUGCAGGAGGACUGGGUUGAAGAAGAGUGCCACCGCGUAGAGGCUCAGCUGGCCCUGAAGGAGGCGCGUCAGGAAAUCCAGCAGCUCAAACAGGCUGUGGAUACUGUUCGUGCCAGGCUGAGCGAUGCCGGAGGCCUCAGUGGAGAUGUAGGGGUCCAGAAGUACUUUCAGGAUAUCAACGCUCAGAACCACAAGCUGGAGAACCUUUUGCUGAGUAUGGAGUUGGCCCAGGCUGGAUUAGCAAAGGAGGCGGAGGCCAUGCCAGGCUGUCGGACCCGCGUUGGGGGUUCAGCACCAGCAUCUGUUUCAGGAGAAAGUCCUGGCGGAGUACCCAAACUUACUGUAGGAGGAAGAGGGUCUUGCUCUUGUGAUGGCUCCCCAGCCCGGUCUUUAACUCGGAGUUCCACCUACACAAAGCUGAGUGAUCAGGCACUGGCGGACCGCAAUGACAACGGGUCGGACUUUCCUUGUCUCUCAGGCGACGGCACCCAGGACAGCGGCUUUGUGUGCUGUGGGGAGAGUAACAUCCCCAGCCGGGCUGACCUUCUGCUGGAGGCCGCAUUCCUUUCUGAGGAAACAGCAUCUUUACUUAAUUCCUACACGCAAACCUUCUCCCACUCUCUUCCCCAUUCUCAUCCCCACUCUCUGCCAAACUCACUGUCUCACACCUACUCACAUACCUUACCUCAUUCUUUCCCUCACAAUUUGUCCCACUCUGUGCCGCAUACUAUGCCACACUCUUCUACGUAUGAGAAGCUGUGCACAGGGGAGGGGCUGGCACCCUUUCGUUGUGGUCUGGGUGGAGUGAGCUGCAUGAGCCACCCCUGCCUCUCCCACCACCAUCUGUACCUGCACCCUUUAAGGGAGACUGGCAUUCAGACAGAAAGCUGCCCCAUCCCUACAACAGCAGGGUAUCCCUCUGAUCUGGACACCAUCGCAGAGCAACGUACUUUCCGGUCCCAGGCCUGUAGCCCCACUUCAACCUGGAUGUCUGAUGAAGGGGACGAGGAGUUGGACUCCAUUACCACCACAACUUCAGUAACCACAGCAACAGUCAUGAGUACAGCAACAGAGCCAAUCCCCAAAACUCCAGUGGUCCCAUCUUUACCACGGUCCGCCACUGUUGCGUGUUCCAUGGAAAGUCCUGUGCAUAAAGAGAAAGAGUAUGGAGAGGAGGAGGAAAAGCAGGAGAAAGAGGAAAAAGAGAAGGAAGCUUUUGUGGCAGAAGAGCAGGUGGAGAUAGUUAUGAUCAAACUGGCAGAAGAAAGGCAACAGACGCUGAUUGGUUCAGUGGGAGAGAAGAUAGGAGGGCAGGUUGCUGAAGAGAAGCCGGCUCAAGGAAAACUCUGUGAUCUUGCUGCGAUGCCAGCAACAUGGCAGGGUGAGCUUAAGUUAAGAGGAUGCUGUGGAGAAGGCAGGCAGGGUGGGACAUCAUUUGAAAACCUCGGAGUUGUGGACACGCAGCAAGAAAGCUGUCCUUUACAAGAAUCAACCCAGGUAGAGACACCUCACCUGAGUCCGAGUCACCAGGGAUCAUCUCCAGCUAUAGAACAGCCUCACACAAUCCAGCCAAGAAGGUCUACUUCCCAUGAGGAGAUAGGUGGUGUUACAGUGGUGGAGGUGCACAAUGAGGACAAUGAUAACGGUGAAACAAAAGAGCACGGUGCCACAGGGGACACUGCAGAAGAGAACGGAGAAUCAUCUAGCUCUGGGACGAUUCAGAAAAGCUACUGGAGUCGUCACUUCCUAGUUGAUCUGCUUGCGGUGGCCAUUCCUGUGGUGCCGACGGUGGCGUGGCUCUGCCGCGGUCCAGUCCGGGAAGGACAGCCAAUGUAUCACAUAGGAUCACUGCUGAGAGGCUGUUGCACUGUGGCGUUGCACUCGCUGCGCAGGGGAGGCGGGCUGAGGCACUACCCCGCAGGCGGGGGAGACUUAGGAGGAUCACAGAUAUAAGAGGAAAAUCUGCUCAGCACCUCUGUGGCCCUUAACCACGACCUUUCCUGUAUAGGUUUUCUCUUGGAAGAUUCAAGUGCAAGAAGACAAGGACUUCCUGUCCUGCAGUUUCUGCCAAGAAUAGGCAAGAGGGGUAUAAGAAACAGGAAAUGUGAAGCUCUUGGACUGACAAGCUCUGCCUUGUUUUGGUUCUGCUCCGCAAUGUCUGUCACCCAAUGUUCCUCAGCCUUGCUACCGAGAUGUCUGCCAGCUCUACUGGCUUGUGGAAAAGUAAAUGAGCUGAUUGAAA
This is a messenger RNA of Maylandia zebra (zebra mbuna), 3206 nucleotides long. It is a transcript of the gene snphb, whose product is annotated as syntaphilin b. NCBI's taxonomy places the organism in Eukaryota, Metazoa, Chordata, Actinopteri, Cichliformes, Cichlidae. Gene Ontology annotation, biological process: neuron differentiation. Gene Ontology annotation, cellular component: mitochondrion; cytoplasmic microtubule. The record is from RefSeq and is a predicted model, not a curated record.